This is a messenger RNA of Aspergillus japonicus CBS 114.51, 1530 nucleotides long. RefSeq names its product cytochrome P450 monooxygenase xanG (gene xanG). The record is from RefSeq and is a predicted model, not a curated record. Gene Ontology annotation, molecular function: oxidoreductase activity, acting on paired donors, with incorporation or reduction of molecular oxygen; heme binding; iron ion binding. The transcript has a single exon. Lineage: Eukaryota; Fungi; Ascomycota; Eurotiomycetes; Eurotiales; Aspergillaceae. The coding region runs from base 1 to 1530 and encodes 509 amino acids.
AUGUUCUUCAUAGCCGUGUUCAUUCUUGCCGUAUGCCUCGCUGUUAUCUCAUAUACCCUGACAACACUCAACAACCUCCCGGCGCCCGACUUCCCAGCAAUUCCACCAUGGCAAACGCUGUACGACAUUGUCGCAGGGCUGUCACGAGCGGAAUCUUACGAUCGACGGAUCCGGCCGAUCAUUGAGAAGCACGGCGCCGUGAAUCUGUGGCAUGCCGGGCGAUGGGUUGUGCUGGUGGCCCGGCCCGAGCUGGUGACUCAGGUCUUUCGCAACGAUGAGAUCUUUAUCAAGGGCGGGAACAUCCAGAAAAUCCCCUACAGUGCCUUUGCCCGCAUCUUCGGGGUCAACAUCAUCGACUCCCACGGCCCCCUUCAUGACUCCUUCACGGAGAUCAUCAAGCCCAGUCUCCAGCGCAGAUUCGAUCUCGACCCUUUGCGAUCAAGCUCAAAACAGCUGGCCCAAAGCUUACUGCUGCAGCAAGGAUGCCAGCCAGGGUCCGGGGUCGAGAUCCAGCAUCUCACGCUGGAUUGGGCGAUCGAGGUUUUCGCCGAAAGUUUCCUGGAUUUGAGUCCGGACCGCAUCGCAGAGCAUCGUCCAGGCGUCCAUGAGGCCAUGCAUCGGUUCGUGAGUGGUGUCUCGACGAAACUGCAGGCGUUGGUGUACAGUGUCUUCCCGGGUCUGGAGCGUUGGCCGUGGCUGAUGCCCUCGGGCGACUACGGUAUCCGCAUUGUGGAUACCCUAGAAGCUCGCAUCCGGAAUCUGGCCGAGAUCGCUUCCCAAGACCCCAGCCCGGCAGCACCCCACCAGCCUUCACACUACGACAACGAGAAAUUGGUCCAUCGCCUGCGGCGCGCAUUGGAGAGGGGGGAUAUAUCUGAGGACCACUUCCGCGGCAACCUGAACCAGCUCUUCAUCGCCGCGGUGGAGAACAUCGACAUCGUGCUCAACUCCGCCAUGUGGGAACUGGAGAAGAACCCCACACUGCAGGAUCGCCUGCGGCAGGAGGUCCUCGCGUUGCUGCCCGCCAACCAGCAGGCCGGGUACGCCGAAAGCGAGCUCGACGCGCUCCCGCUCCUCACAGCCACCGUCUACGAGGCUCUCCGCUUAUACCCGCCGCUCAUCAACCUGAUCAACCGAUCCACAACCGAGCCGGUCUGCCUGGGAUCCGCGAGCAACAGGCCCCUCCCGACGGGGACCUGGGUCGGCUGGCACGCGUACGGCACGCACACCGACCCUGGUGUGUGGGGGCCCUCCGCGCGGGAAUUCGACCCCGAUCGCUGGGGCAGCGACCCGGUCUCGAUCCGCAACACGUUUCGCUCGAUGCAGGUCAAGGGGAAGUAUCUGCCGUUCACAACCCACGCGCGCCGAUGUCUGGCCAGUAAGUUCGCCAUCACCGUGCUGAAAAUCGCCCUCUGUGAGAUGCUCGUGGCGGUUGAGUGGCAGCGGGAUCCCGAGUAUAAGUUCGAAUUGGUCAAGGUAGGGUUGCGCCCCGGCUUCGGUCCGGAACGAUGGUUACUAAGCAUUGUAUAG